CGAGCAAAGGUUAUUACUUCAGGACGGAAACAAUGCUGAGGACCCACCCACCACCUCCAGACUCACUUACUCUCUCUGCUGCUCGUCUCUUCCUGGAUCUGAAGUCCGUAUCUGAUAAGGAUCUAGGCAGAUGGGAGUGUCGCGUUUCUGUCGUCACAAUGGAGGUGUGGCCAAAUUGCCUGUGGACUGGAAUAGUCAGAACAAGAUAUUCAAGAAAUGUUCUAAAGAUGAGCUACCCAGGAUACCCUCCUCAGUCUGGUGGAUACCCACCACAGGCAGGGGGCUACCCACCUCAACCAGGUGCAUAUCCACCCCAAGCAGGUGGCUACCCUCCAGCGGCAGGCGGCUACCCUCCAGCGGCAGGCGGCUACCCUCCAGCGGCAGGCGGCUACCCUCCAGCGGCAGGCGGCUACCCCCCACAGGCGGGCGGCUACCCCCCACAGGCGGGCGGCUUCCCCCCACAGGCAGGCGGCUACCCACCCCAGGCAGGCGGCUACCCUCCAGCAGCGGGCGGCUACCCUCCCCAGGCUGGUGGCUACCCUCCUCAGGCUGGAGGAUACCAAUCACAGUCUGGAGCAGGAGGCUAUCCAUCCAUGCCUCCAGCAGGUGGAGGCUGGGGUGCAGCACCAGGCGGCUAUGGAGCGCCAGGAGGGGCUCAGCAGGGAUACCCAGGGGGCCCCGCUCCAGGCCAACCCAUGCCAAAUUACCCCGGAGCCCCUGCGACUAACCCCUCAAUGCCUGGAUAUGGAAGUGGAGUUCCGUCUAACCCUCAGGCACCUGCCAUUUCUAAAGGGUACAGGGGCUCUAUUAAAGACUUUCCAGGGGCUGAUCCACUGAGGGAUGUUGAAGUUCUUCGAAAAGCUAUGAAGGGUUUUGGCACUGACGAAAACGCCAUUAUUGAACUUCUGGGAAGUCGUACCAACAAGCAGAGGGUUCCAAUGGUAGCAGCCUAUAAAACAACUUACGGGAAGGAUUUAUUCCAUGAUCUUAAGUCUGAGCUCACUGGAAACUUUGAGAAACUGGUUCUUGCUAUGAUGAAGAGCCCCACACACUUUGAUGCAUCUGAACUCAGAGAGGCUAUAAAGGGCGCAGGAACUGAUGAAGCUUGUCUGAUUGAGAUUCUUGCAUCACGCUGCAAUGCAGAAAUUUGUGAAAUCACCAGAAUCUACAAAGCUGAGUACGGGAAGAGCCUGGAAGAUGCCAUCACGAGCGACACCUCUGGUCACUUCCGCAGACUCCUGGUCUCUCUCUGUCAGGGAAAUCGUGACGAAAGGGAGACUGUUGAUGUCUCUCUGGCCAAACAGGAUGCUCAGAAACUGUAUGCUGCUGGGGAAAAUAAAGUAGGAACUGAUGAGUCUCAGUUUAAUGCCAUCCUGUGUGCUCGCAGCAAGCCACACCUUCGAGCAGUCUUCCAGGAGUACCAGCAGAUGAGUGGGAGAGACAUUGAGAAGAGUAUCUGCAGAGAAAUGUCUGGCAAUCUGGAGUCUGGCAUGGUGGCUGUGGUGAAAUGCAUCAAGAACACCCCUGUCUACUUUGCAGAAAGGCUCUACAAGGCCAUGCAGGGAGCAGGGACCAAGGACACAACCCUCAUCCGUAUCAUGGUGUCCCGCUCUGAGGUAGAUAUGUUGGACAUCAGACAGGCGUAUUUGAAGACCUAUGGAAAAUCAUUGUACACUCACAUCUCAGCUGAUACCUCCGGGGAUUACAAGAAGCUGCUGUUGAAGCUGUGCGGAGGUAACGACUAAAAGAAAAGGAAGAUAACCCUUCAUAAGGACAAUAUAUAUGUCCACACUGAAACAAUGUUAUAGGACCUUACAUCACCUCUGAUGCAUGCAGUUAGUUAGUUUUCCUAUGACAACAGUAAUUAAUAAUAAUAAUUUCGUGUUCUUUUCAGUUUUUUUUUUUUUUUUUGCUACAGUUUUGUAGAAAAUGAUUGCCAAAUAGUAAAUAUAUAUUAAUGUUUUUUUUAUUUUUAAAGAUGCAGUAGAUAGCUUUGUCAUUAUUGGGUAAAACGUGGGUGCCUGAAAAUGUCAUACUUAAUUCAGAAAUUAACUAUACUAUAUAACUAUGCUAACUAUAUUAUAGAAUAGUAUUUAAAAUGUCCAACAAACUGCUAAACUUCAAGUCUUCUUUAGUUUGUAAUUAUCAUUAAAGAAAAGCUAAUUUGGAGGAAUGAUAGUUUCACAAAAUAAGCUAAAGAUGCAGAACAAGAAGUGUCUCAUUUAUCUAAUAUAUUAAAUACAUAUACAAAAAACAUUUAGCACAUUACUUUAUACAUGAAUUGUUUGUGUUACUGAGGUAAAGUUUACCUCACUGCCAAGCAUUUCAACUGUGUACAAGUUAAUAUAUACAAAGUUGUGUGAGGGUAUUAUGCAAGUUUUAGCAAAUGUUGUACAAGUGAAUCUCACACAGAAUAUAUAUGAUCAUUUAAUGCUUGUUUAUUGGUCACAAUUAUAUUCCAGGUAUGUUUUCAAUGUAAGAAUUGAAGAUUUGCAAAAAGCAUCUCCUCUAUUUUUGAAGUAACCAGUAUUUCACUCCUGCUUGCAAGUCUAUGCAAAUGAGAUUUUGACUUUAUAUCAGCUUUACUUUGUUUUGUUCUUGAAAAGUAAACCUUUCCAGUCAUUGUUCAUCAUUUAUAGACAAUGUUGCCUUUUUCCUGAAUGCUGAAAAGCCAAAGCCUAAAGACAGAUCAUGUUGUGCCUUUUGUCAGGGCUGCUGUGUAAACUGUUCAGAGCUAGUCGAUGUUUCACUGUGGUUUAUGUUGCCAACAAUCAAUAAUCAUACUUGUAUGGCUGCAGAAAUGUAAUCCUUGCAUCUCAAUAUUUUGUUUACAAUUUUAUUAGUGUCCUUUACUUUUGUAUGUACGUUUGUAUGUUUUACUGCCAGUAGAGGGCUCUUGGUUCACAUCAAAUGUAGUUUCUUAUGUCUGUGUGAUUGUUUUGCCUGCUGACUUAAAGUUUGGCUUUGAUUUGAA
Messenger RNA from Siniperca chuatsi (mandarin fish), 2974 nucleotides. It is a transcript of the gene anxa11b, whose product is annotated as annexin A11b. Bases 33 to 1745 code for a protein of 570 amino acids. Lineage: Eukaryota; Metazoa; Chordata; Actinopteri; Centrarchiformes; Sinipercidae. The record is from RefSeq and is a predicted model, not a curated record. The transcript is spliced from 16 exons. Gene Ontology annotation, cellular component: cytoplasm. Gene Ontology annotation, molecular function: calcium-dependent phospholipid binding; calcium ion binding. Gene Ontology annotation, biological process: cytokinetic process; phagocytosis.